Messenger RNA from Cervus elaphus (red deer), 933 nucleotides. Its product is annotated as olfactory receptor 8B3-like. Lineage: Eukaryota; Metazoa; Chordata; Mammalia; Artiodactyla; Cervidae. The transcript has a single exon. Gene Ontology annotation, molecular function: odorant binding; olfactory receptor activity; G protein-coupled receptor activity. The record is from RefSeq and is a predicted model, not a curated record. Bases 1 to 933 code for a protein of 310 amino acids. Gene Ontology annotation, cellular component: membrane. Gene Ontology annotation, biological process: G protein-coupled receptor signaling pathway; sensory perception of smell.
AUGGCUCCUGGAAAUGACUCUUUUGUGACUGAAUUCAUUCUGUUGGGAUUAACAGACCAACCAGAUCUCCAACUCCCUCUAUUCUUCUUUUUUCUAGGAAUGUAUAUGGUCACUGUAUUGGGAAAUUUGGGAUUGAUAAUCCUAAUUGCACUGAAUUCACACCUGCACACCCCCAUGUACUUUUUCCUCUUUAACUUGUCCUCUAUAGACCUCUGUUAUUCUUCUGUGUUUACACCAAAAAUGCUAAUUAAUUUCACAUCAAAGAAGAAUACUAUUUCUUAUAUGGGGUGCAUGACUCAGCUCUACUUUUACUGUUUUUUUGUCAUUUCUGAAUGCUAUCUGCUGACAUCAAUGGCCUAUGACCGCUAUGUGGCCAUCUGUAAGCCACUUUUGUAUAAUGUUAUCAUGUCCCCUAAAGUGUGUUCCAGCCUUAUACUUGCUUCCUACUUGAUGGCCUUUUCUGGUGCCAUGGCUCACACUGGAUGCAUGCUGAGACUGACCUUCUGUGAUGUAAACACCAUCAACCAUUACUUCUGUGACAUCCUCCCUCUGCUCCAGCUCUCCUGCACAAGUACCUACAUCAAUGAAUUGGAAAUGUUCAUCGUGGCAGGCAUCAACAUCAUUGUGCCCAGUCUCACCAUCUUUGUCUCUUAUGGUUUUAUCCUCUCUAACAUCCUCCAUGUCAAGUCCAGGGAGGGCAGAUCCAAAGCCUUCAACACCUGCAGUUCCCAUAUCAUUGCUGUUUCUCUCUUCUUUGGAUCAGGGGCAUUUAUGUAUCUCAAACCAUCUUCUGCUGUGUCUAUGGAUGAGGGUAAAAUCUCUUCUGUCUUUUAUACCAAUACUGUUCCCUUCCUUAACCCAUUAAUUUACAGCAUGAGGAACAAAGAUGUCAAACAGGCUCUGAGAAAAACCCUGAGGAGGAGACAGUUUUGA